GUCUAGGCUCUUGUUCAUUUUAUGGGUUUUUUACUUGAAUAUUACCAAUUUUAAACAAAUUAUCAAAAAAGUGACCACUUUUAAAAAGGGGCAAAAAAGUGAUCAAGAAGAUCAUAUAUGUGGUAUAGGAAACAUGAUGUCACUGCAGAGAUUUUAUGUCACUGUGUUCGUUAUUUUUGUAACUAAGAAUCGUCACGGUCAAAUUUUUUCACGCCAAUUACACCCCCACCGCCACAGUGACGCCGGUUUUCAUGUCACGUCCGCCGCCAAGUGUGUCACUGUGCCGCCGUUAAAAAAUCAAAUGUGUCACUGUGCCGCCAUUAAAAACCGCCAUAGUGAUGUCAUAUACAACAGUCACGGUGAUACCGCCGUAGUGACACCACCAUAGUGACGCCACCAUAGUGACGCCGCCACAGUGAUGCCGCCCAAUUAUUGUCGCCGCACCGCUGCAUCGCCUCGUUGUCGCCGGCCAUAGUGACGCCACUACAGUGACACGCCGGAAUCUGCCUCAGUGACAUAGGUCAAUUAUAGUUACAACUUAGUUUUCAAUCAAAUCCUCCCCGCAGCAUGCCACAACCCACUCCCCCAGCGCUGCCACCCCUCACCUCCACCGUCUACUCAUACACAACCUUACCCCUCCCUGGCCACCCCCCCAACACCCCUCCCUGUUCCCAGCCCAUCGGAUCUGCCCCGGUAUAACCCAUAGGCCAUAGCAGACCCAAAUAGCCCCAAUCUAGACCCGGCCAGACCCUCUACAACCGCUGCACCACACCCACAGGCUACACUCUGUCCCAACAUCCGCACCCACCUGCAACGGCGGCACCGCCAACAAUCGGCCAACCACUGCCCCACCACCGCCCUACCCUGUCAGGCCCUAUCCGAAAAUCAGAAAGUAGAAACGAGAAGAAGAAGAAACGAGUUGCUGGGGCGGCAGAGGAGUUGCAACAACAGUGCAGAUCCGGUCGAUUUCGUGGAUGUAGGAGUCCUCGCCGCUUCCACCACCAUCUCUCUAGUUGGGCGCCUCACAGCCGCCAUCGGUGACGCAGGUUCGUCUCCACCGCCGUGGUGGACCUGGUGUGAGGAGCUGGUUGAUGCCGCAGGGAUGGCCUGAUGCGAGGAGGUGAUGGAGCUCUCAGGAGUGAAGGUUCGCUACGACUUGUGAGGGAGGGUUUUAAGGAAUUAGGUUACAUUUUGGGGAAAUUUUAAAAUGGUCAUUUUUUUGCCUUGUGAAACGUUGUGGGUAAUACUUGUG
Messenger RNA from Cuscuta epithymum, 1252 nucleotides. Lineage: Eukaryota; Viridiplantae; Streptophyta; Magnoliopsida; Solanales; Convolvulaceae. The record is from the annotation of a GenBank genome assembly.